This is a messenger RNA of Camelina sativa (false flax), 1549 nucleotides long. RefSeq names its product putative serine/threonine-protein kinase At1g01540. NCBI's taxonomy places the organism in Eukaryota, Viridiplantae, Streptophyta, Magnoliopsida, Brassicales, Brassicaceae. The record is from RefSeq and is a predicted model, not a curated record. Gene Ontology annotation, molecular function: protein kinase activity; ATP binding. Gene Ontology annotation, biological process: protein phosphorylation.
AUGACGAUGUCUUUAUUCAAUCCUGAUUCAAUUAACAACGAGCUCUCCAAACCAACAUCGAUCUUUGGUCUUAAGCUUUGGGUCGUCAUCGGUAUUUUACUCGGAUCUCUUAUCGUCAUCGCUCUCUUCUUCCUCUCCCUCUGUUUAACCUCUCGCCGGAGACACCGCAAGCCACGUCACGCCGAUUUCGCGUCCGCAGCGGUAGCGAGCCCGCCGGUUUCCAAAGAGAUUCAGGAGAUCGUUCCGGCGCAAGACCAUUACCACCACCAGACGCAGCCCGUUGCGGCGGAGAUCCAAGUCGAUAUCGGGAAGAUCGAGCACCGAGUUGUGUUCUCGAGUGGUGAAAGCAGAGGAACGGUGAGCGCUAGUGAAACGGCUUCGUUUUCAGGGAGUGGUUGUGUUGGACCUGAGGUUUCGCAUCUUGGUUGGGGAAGAUGGUAUACUCUUCGUGAGCUCGAAGCUGCUACCAAUGGAUUGUGUGAAGAGAAUGUGAUCGGAGAAGGUGGUUAUGGGAUUGUGUACAGUGGCGUUUUCACUGAUGGUACUAAAGUCGCUGUCAAGAAUCUUCUUAACAACAGGGGUCAAGCUGAGAAGGAGUUUAGAGUGGAAGUGGAAGCCAUUGGGCGUGUACGGCAUAAGAAUCUCGUUAGGCUUUUAGGGUACUGUGUUGAAGGUGCAUACAGGAUGCUUGUGUAUGACUACGUUGAUAAUGGAAACUUGGAGCAAUGGAUUCAUGGUGAUGUUGGUGACAAAAGUCCACUGACUUGGGAUAUUCGUAUGAACAUAAUACUUGGCAUGGCGAAAGGAUUGGCGUAUCUACACGAAGGUCUCGAACCAAAAGUGGUUCAUCGGGACAUUAAAUCAAGUAAUAUCUUGCUUGAUCGUCAAUGGAAUGCUAAGGUAUCAGAUUUUGGACUUGCUAAGCUGUUGUUCUCUGAGAGCAGUUACGUGACAACACGUGUGAUGGGGACUUUCGGAUAUGUAGCACCUGAGUAUGCUUGCACGGGAAUGCUGACUGAAAAGAGUGAUAUCUAUAGUUUUGGGAUAUUGAUCAUGGAGAUAAUCACCGGAAGAAACCCUGUUGAUUAUAGUCGACCUCAAGGAGAGGUGAAUUUGGUUGAGUGGUUGAAAUCAAUGGUUGGAAACCGAAGGUCUGAGGAAGUAGUCGAUCCAAAAAUACCAGAACCGCCAACUUCAAAAGCUCUCAAACGUGUGUUGCUCGUCGCGCUGCGUUGUGUGGAUCCCGAUGCGAAUAAGAGACCUAAAAUGGGUCAUAUUAUACACAUGCUUGAAGCUGAAGACUUGUUCUAUCGUGACCAGGAACGACGAGCCACGAGAGAGCAUGCAAGCCGCGAUUAUAACCAGCGACAGACUGAAAUUUCAGCGGCUGUGGCUGAGACGAGCGAAAGUGAAAGUUCAAGAGACCGUAGAUAAAAGAUGUAUGAGAAGGAACUGAAAAUUUUCCGACCAUUAGUUCUUAAAAUAUUUUUUUCUGUUAAUCAAUUUUUAAUUUCUUGUAUGUGACAAAAUUAUUAUCUUAAUUCUUUUA